Linum tenue is the source of this 4823-nucleotide messenger RNA. NCBI's taxonomy places the organism in Eukaryota, Viridiplantae, Streptophyta, Magnoliopsida, Malpighiales, Linaceae. The record is from the annotation of a GenBank genome assembly.
UUUUUGUUGCCAGUGCCAUGCAUUUCUCAAGAAACACACAAAAAGAGCGCAGCCCCAUUGAUUCUCCUACAUCUCUACUCCCCAUCUAGAACAUCAUCAGGAACAAAAAAUUAAAAAAACAGUGGUUAAAAAGAAAAGAUUCGAAACAGUGAUUGCAGUCCCCAAGAGAGAGAAGAGAGAUAUCACUUUUAUACACUUGCCAUUAAUCGGUAACAACUACCAACCCGGCCGAUCUCUACUUCCCUGCCAAUAUAUAUACCUAUCGACCCCUCUUCAAAGGUCGACGAACUCUCUGCCAUCUCACAUUUCCAUUUUCUCUUCCGCCGCCGGAACAAGAAGAAAAAACAGAGCAGGGAAAUGGCGAAUGGUGCUGAAAUCAUGGUGCAGAAGAAAGAUGGAGGAGAGGAAGAGAAUAUGGCCGCUUGGCUUCUCGGUGUCCAAACCCUCAGGAUUCAGCCUUACCAGCUCCCUCCCCUCGGUCCUCAUGAUGUCAAAGUUAGCAUAAAGGCGCUUGGCAUUUGUGGAAGUGAUGUUCAUCACUUCAAGACGAUGAGAUGCGCUAAUUUCAUAGUGAAGAAGCCAAUGGUUAUUGGCCACGAAUGUGCUGGGAUCAUCGAAGCCAUUGGGAGUGAAGUGAAGAACCUUGCUCCUGGCGACCGUGUGGCCUUGGAGCCUGGGAUCAGCUGCUCAAGAUGUAACCUCUGCAAGAAUGGCCGCUACAACUUGUGUCGUGAGAUGAGGUUCUUUGGUUCUCCACCAACCAACGGCUCUCUUGCCAACAAGGUUGUGCACCCGGCGAGCCUAUGCUACAAGCUGCCCGAGAACGUGAGCUUGGAGGAAGGAGCAAUGUGCGAGCCCCUCAGCGUCGGUGUUCAUGCCUGUCGCCGUGCACAAGUUGGACCAGAGACAACUGUGCUGAUCUUGGGAGCAGGGCCCAUCGGCCUCAUCACCUUGCUGGCUGCCCGUGCAUUUGGAGCCCCUCGAGUUGUGAUGACUGAUGUCGACGAGAGCCGGUUGGCCAUUGCCAAGAGCCUCGGUGCUGAUGAGCUCAUUCAAGUCUCAACUGAAAUGAAGGAUGCUAGUGAGGAAGUGGUGAACGUGCAAACUGCAAUGGGUUCAGGGAUAGAUGUGACAUUUGACUGUGUUGGGUACAACAAGACCAUGACUACAGCUCUGAAUGCGACUCGUUCUGGUGGCAAAGUUUGCCUCAUUGGUUUAGCUCUGAGUGAGAUGACCAUUCCACUCACACCAGCUGCUGCUAGGGAAGUAGAUGUGAUUGGGAUAUUCCGAUACCGGAACACAUGGCCGCUCUGCCUCGAUUUCUUGAAGACAGGCAAGAUUGAUGUGAAGCCACUGAUUACUCACAGGUUUAAGUUCACUCAGGAGGAUGUAGAUGCUGCUUUCGAGACUAGUGCUCGUGGUGGGAAUGCCAUCAAAUGCAUGUUUAAUCUCUAAGCAAAUCGAUUUAUGGGUGUAGGCUGGGUUUAGGGCUCGAGCUAUUGCCGAGAUUUCUCCUCUGGUAUGUUUCUGAGAUCGGGGUGGUAUGUGAGGAAAGCUAAAUCCAAAAAAGUCUUGUACCCAGUCGCUAAACAAUAAAGAUGCCUCCUCGGGCAAAUCAUUUCCACAUUUUCUUUAUGCUACAAAAGCCAAGAACUCAAUAUGUCCGACGAGCACUAAAAUGAUGCCAUGAACCGGCAAAAACAGGGGAUGCAUCUAACCAGUACUUGAAGCUUUAAGGUCUACAUCUAACCAUUGGUGAACCAAAUAAAAAAAAAAACCAGAAGAUGAUCAGAGGCGAGUAAUGAAAUCACUAGGAGAAAACUGUGAAAAAGAGUGAAAGUUAUGGACUUUACUUGCGCCUGCCUCCUCCAAAACCGCCAGAAGAGCUGGUAUCAUGGUGGCCAUUGGGCGGCUCAUCUACAGCAAUGCCGUCAGUGGAGCAAACGCUGGAGCCGCAAAGUUGAGAGUAACUCCAGUCUCACCAACCGACAACUUGGUCCAUCGAGAAAAGGAGAGUCGUUUGAAAUGAGUGAACCAAUGCUUGCUUACUAGUAACUGCAAUUAUUGAUCAAAAGUUAGCACAUUUACAACACCAAUCUUUAGGAAUGACUAUAUUCCAAAUGAGUUGAAGCCAAAGCACCCUGUGAUAGACCUAACAAUACGGAUUUUGUCAUCUACCCCCUAGUACAAAGUUAGGGCCGGGUGUGCAAUCAAUGCAAGAGAAAAUGGACCCGUCGGUCGCCAACAAUCUAGAUUUUGUCGUCUACCUCUUAUUGCAAAGUUGGGGUCAGGUGGGCUACUGAAAAAGACGGUAAAAGGACAAUCCAGUGGAUCUUUGAUGUACCUGUGAGCUGUGACAGUGGAAGAACAAUCACUGCAAGAGAAAAUGGACCCGUCCAUUCGCUAACCAAUGUUACAGUUGCCCCUCCCAAUCCUCAGGACCAAAAGAUUGUGGCUUUCCUCCAAUCUCACAGCAAUUUCAACAAGGCUGGAUGGUCCUGCCUUGUGCUGUGGCUGCCCAAGCGAGGCCAAAUUGAUCGAACCAUCUUGAUAGCUGCCGGUGACGUGGAAGAUGGCGAGCUCUAAUAUUACUUCCCACAAACAGUGCUGCUCAGUUGGUCGUCUCAUGAAAACAACACAAGAUCAUUUUACAGAAGAAUCUACAGUGUCCGUAUGAUGAGAAUGACCAGACCCAUCUCCAUCAUUCCCUUCAAUGGAGCUCCAACCAGAAGGCUUCCCCACAGUUCUUUCCCCCAUUAAUUUCCUCACUUGGUCAGCAUCUUCCCACCUGUCUGAACUUGCAUAAGCGUUCGAUAAGAAAACGUAAUUCCCACUGUUGAAAGGAUCCAACUCGAGGAGCUUCUUCGUGACAAUCUCAGCUAACCCUAAAUUACUAUGGAGCAUACAUGCACCUAACAAAAUUCUCCAUAUCACAACAUCUGGAACUAUAGGCAUUGUUUUUAUAAACUCGUAAGCUCUCUCUAAGUUACCUGAGCGGCUCAAGAGAUCCACAAUACAUCCAUAAUGUUUCAUCUCUGGCUUUAGACCGUAGACCUUCUCCAUGGUUUCAAGAUAUUCCAAUCCUUUAUCUACCUGUCCGGAGUGUUUGCAAGCGAUUAAAAUUCCAAUGAAGGUACCGUGAGUUGGAUGUAUACCUUCUCUAAGCAUUCUGGAGAAGAUGUUAAUUGCAUCAUCAGAAAGACCAUUGACAGCUAGCCCAGAAAUGAUAGAUGUCCACGAAACACCGUCCUUGUGUUUCAUUCCAUUAAACACAUCAAGUGCUUUCUCAACUGCACCACACUUGCAGUACAUAUCUACUAAGGCAUUACCUACAAAGACAUCUUCUUUUAUGCCGUGUUGACGAACAUAGUCAUGAAUUGCCUGCCCAACAUCAGCAGAGCCCAAGUGAGCACAGGCAGAGAGUACACUAGCUACUGUGAUCUCAUCAGGUUUUAUAUUAGCUCCCAUCAUAUCUUGGAAAGUUUUGACUGCAUCAGAAAAUUGGUUAGCUUUACAAUACCCUGUAAUCAUCGAAGUCCAUGAUAUGACAUCUCUUCUAGGGGUAUCCUCGAAAAUUUUCCUAGCAGCAACCAAGUUCCCUGACUUUACAUAGGCCCUAAUCAUUGCAUUCCAAGAUACUGUAUUCCUCGCUUGCAUCCUGUCAAAAACUCCCCGAGCUAAAUCCACUGAGCCACGCUGGCCAUACAUACCAAUCAGAGCAUUGCCUAAAUAAGCAUCAAUAUCUACUUUGUUGUGUUCAAUGUACUUGACCAUUAAAUCUGCUGUAUGCUGAUCCUCUAAGUGAAGACAAGCCAAUAAGGCUUUGACCAUUGUCACAGCAUCAGCCUUCACAUUGGCUCCCUGCAUCAAAUAAAAUAUACCCAAAACCUCCUUAAACCUUUUGCAUUCGGCAUAAGCACAGAUCAAAGAGUUCCAAGAAACCAAGUCUCUCUGCCCCAUUCCAUCGAACACCUUGCGUGCAGGCACGCAAUCCCCCAAAUAGCCAUACAUAUGUAUCAAAACAUUUGACACAGACAAAUCCGAAUCACACCCAAGUUUCAAACAAUGGGCAUGAAACAAUUGACCAAGCAAGACAUCCCCAACACGACCGCACGACUUGAACAGGAAGAUCAUCGUCAGAGUAUCCCCAACAAUUCCCCGGCGAUACAUUUGGUUGACGAACAUUUCAAUCGCAUCCAUAGGUUGAUAGAGCGCCAACCCCCGGAUCAAGUGAUUGAAAACUGGCCUCGUCGGGAACUGGAUUUGGCUGAAGGCGAGACGGGCUUUGUCGAAAUGAGACGGAGACAGAGCGUACCAUUUGAUAACGUCGGACAUUGCGUGUGGGUCUGGUUGGAGUCGGAGUUUGAUGAGUUGCGCGUGCUGCGCUUUGACCGAGUUGACGGGAGCUUGACCCUCCACGGCUCGCUUUAAGAUAUGCGAAGUGGGUCUUGACAGCUUCAUCGGAAAGGAAAGACGGCCACGAUUAAGCGCCAAAUUCAAAUCGAAAACCCAUUGCCCUUUUCCCCACCAGCCCCGAAGUAAUUCAAUGGUGGGUAACCAGUGCGGCAGUACCCAGUGCUCUGAGCCUGAGGGUAUAGUGUAGAAAUCGUUGCUUCAGCGGGCGAACUCUGAAGUCCUGCGGCCUCGUAUUUCCAACUUCCGGGAGGAAUUCGCCAGCGAGUUGAGAUUCGUCGGCUCUCGCUCAGGCGAGGCGAGAUUCCAGUUGGGGACUGUGAAAGCUUAAUUCAAUCGUUUUACAGGCCCAUUGAGGUCAUAUUGGGCCUGUAUGGGUUCAAAACCUUACGAAGUCUGAUGCAUAAGUG